AGUCGCUCGUUGCAGCCAUUUUGGGGAGGCUGUGGACCGUCGAGCUUCUUCGUGCCAUUAUUAGCUACCCAAAAACACACACACACACACGCACAUACACACACGGCGCACACAAAGAAACCGAACGGGAAAAACGUUGGACGACACGUCGUUAAAUAUGGGCCCGCCGGGAGAGAGAACACGCCACAUGUCGACUGCAAGAACGGAGGAUUCCAGCUGGAUUGUCGAUUUAUCUUGACAUGGCAUGCAGCAGGGCGAGCCGGAGACUGUGACGACUGAAGAAAAGAAGAGAAGGAAAACAAACACCUCCAAACUUCAGACGUGGUGAAAGAGGGGGCGACAUCCUGUUUUAGCUAGCGCUUAUUUCGCCUCUCAGCGUCUUAUCCUGUCGGUUGGCUGUUGAUUUCUUAAUUUAUCGAUGAAGUUGUUGAGACGCAAAUUAUCCAGCUAAGAGAGAGAGAGAGAAAAACAUGCUGAGCUCGAGCAGAAACAGCUAGUCCGGGACGCCCGCGGCUCUCCGGCGGCCUCUCCGCACCGGCAGUCACUCUGAGCGCACAGAGAAGAUGUAAACGCGUGGAAAGAUGACUGUACGCUAGCCAGGACACCACACACAGGCCUCCAUUAAGCCAAUCAGUCAGGAGAUAAGAUGUAGCUACACCGUCGGUCCACUACUAGUUAGUGUCUGAAGUGAAUGCCUAGGUUAGCCUGCUAGCUCACUUAGCUAGUGUGCUAAAAAUACGCCCACAUCAUGACUACCAGCAGUGGCACCGCCGAAUGAGUGGCAGGCAUAAAAAAAAAACCCACACAAAAAAAUGUCAAGUUACUUUCGCAGUAGCCUUCGAUGUUACCCAGUGCCAACAUCUCCUGGCAUCUGUAUUUACCUGCCAUGUUCGUCUGUAUCCCCAGUCCGUCUGUAACACGCACGUAACAGCAGUCUGCAGAGAAUCAGCCAUGGAUGUGGGACUUUGAAAUGGCCCAUAUAGUAGAGGAGUGUGUCCGCUUGCUGUAGUCCACAGUGUCACUAGCAAAAAUAAAUACUACCAGUAUGGGUUUCUGUAGUGGCAGCCGUCUCUGUUGAUUUCCAGUACCAUCUCGCAGAGGAGAAGUUAGUCCAAUUUGAGUUGCUGUUCCAUUUAAAUCUGUUGUUCUUCCUUUUGUCUAUGGCAGGUUGAAAAAAAAAAUUGCAAAUUUGGCUUGAAAGACAUGUCUUAAAACAUGGAUUUCUGAUCAAGUAUCAAAGGAGAUGUAGUCUUAGCUUAUUGAUCAUUCCCCUCCUCAACACUGCCCUUUACCAAAACAAAAAAAAGUGAAAUGACUUAGUUUUGUUUCUGAUUUGUUGACCUUUUCAGUUCAUAGUUAGGUCGAGCUUUAGAGUUUGGAUGCAUUGUAUCUGCAGUUAAGGAUAGCUAUCUCCAUUUUUUUAAUCCAACGUAUAAACACAAAAGUAGAAAGUGUAGACAAAACAAAGUGCACAGGAGGAGAGCUACCGUCAAAAAAAAAAAAUCUAACCAUGGGGGACCCAACUUCACGAAGAAAUCAAACGCGAAACCGACUUCGAGCUCAACUUCGGAAGAAAAGGGAAUCUUUGGCAGAUCAGUUUGACUUCAAGAUUUAUAUCGCCUUCGUUUUCAAAGAAAAGAAGAAGAAGUCAGCACUUUUUGAGGUAGCUGAAGUGGUGCCAGUGAUGACCAACAACUAUGAAGAAAACAUCCUGCGUGGUGUGCGCGAUUCCAGCUACUCUCUGGAGAGUUCGAUAGAACUCCUGCAAAAAGACGUUGUGCAACUGCACGCCCCCCGAUACCAGUCAAUGCGAAGGGAUGUGAUAGGCUGCACACAGGAAAUGGAUUUUAUCCUCUGGCCACGCAAUGACAUUGAGAAGAUUGUCUGUCUGCUGUUCUCCAGAUGGAAGGGGGCCGAUGAUGAACCCUUUAGGCCUGUUCAGGCCAAGUUUGAAUUUCAUCACGGCGACUAUGAGAAGCAGUGCUUGCACGCUUUGGGUCGUAAAGACAAGGCUGGAAUGGUCAUGAACAACCCAACUCAGUCUGUAUUCCUCUUCAUGGAUAGACAGCACUUACAGACUCCUAAAACCAAGGCCACAGUUUUCAAGUUGUGCAGCCUCUGCCUGUACUUGCCGCAGGACCAGCUGACCUGCUGGGGUGUGGGAGACAUCGAGGAUCACCUUCGCCCUUACAUGCCUGAUUAAGGCUUCUCGCUCCACACAGCCACACAGGGAAAAGCCCCUCCCCCACCCCCUCCUGCCUCAGCCUUCAGAAGCAAAUUGAUGUACUCAUCUCCACCCUCUCCCCUUGUCAAAGAUGUGAACUUAUGCUUGGAUCUCCUUUUUGUUCCCUACUCGCUCUUCCCUCCCCAACCUGAAGCCGAUUCAGUUCCCAUCCUUUUUUUUUUUUUUUUUUUCCCUCACGCUCUUCAGUGCCCCACCUUCUUCUCCCUGCCAUUUUUGGAUUGGUUCUGCCUUUUUUUUUUGUUUCCGUUUUACUUCCUCCUCAUUCCCCCCUGCUCCGCACCCGCCCACCCACCCAUGUUUGUUCAUUUGAACCUGCACGAACAUUGAUUUUGAGUGGUUGGUUGUUCUCUUGGAGCCGUACAGUCAACAGCACCGGUCAUUGAAGGAACUCUUUAUGUUGCAUCAAAACAGGAACAAACAAUACACAGGUCUUCACGGUGGUUCUCAGAUGGAUGCGUUUUCUAUCCUUGCCGUCAUAAGAAAAGGUUGUUAAAGCUUGUUUGUAACGUCAGUGGGGUUUGGAGAACAACUUGACACAAUCUCUUGACCAAGGACAGAUGUGAGCAGGUGUUAACGCACCCGCACAGGCAAAGAUAACAAGACGAACAGUAUUUGUCAAAUCAUAUGGUGUAGGUAUUGCUUCUUAUAAACCGCCUUAGUUAUUUUGCUGGACUUUUGAAGAUGUUUUGGUGUCAUUUGCUUUCCUCUGAAACACGCUAGGCAGGCCUUUUCGCUAAAAUCUCGAGUGACUUGAAAGGCAUUGUGCUCGAAGUGGGGACGUGUUGGUUAGAUGCUGAAGGUCAUGUUCGCCGUUCAUGCACUAUUCAUUUAAGCUACUGAGAUCUGAUAUUUUAUGUUCUUAUCGGGAUUGUGGGUUGGUGACAAAUUGAAAUAACUGAUUUAAUGUUUAACAUAACUACUAAAAGUUGCUGGAAGCUAACAAAUUUUUUUAAUUUGACCUACUAAAAUGAAUAUAAUUUGCUGCCAUGCUCAUCAAAUUAAAAUUGGGUUUUGCAGG
Molecule: messenger RNA, 3263 nt
Organism: Salarias fasciatus (jewelled blenny)
Lineage: Eukaryota; Metazoa; Chordata; Actinopteri; Blenniiformes; Blenniidae
Gene: c22h6orf62
Product: chromosome 22 C6orf62 homolog
Exons: 5
Coding region: 1511-2203 (230 amino acids)
Source: RefSeq, a predicted model, not a curated record